AUGUCAGGAGAUGCUGUUCGAAUAGUGGAAGUCGGGCCACGAGAUGGGUUACAAAACAUCAAAGAUGUAGUACCGACGGCGACAAAAAUUGAACUUAUCAACAGACUUGCCCAGACCGGAUUACAGACAAUCGAGGCCACGUCUUUUGUGUCAGCAAGAUGGGUACCUCAAUUGUCAGAUGCGAAGACUGUAAUGGAGAGCAUGAAGUUGUCAGUCGCAAAGGGAGACAUCUCAUUCCCGGUGCUGAUCCCAAACAUUCAAGGACUGGAAGCAGCAUUAGCGCUCGAUGUCAAAGAGAUCGGUAUCUUUCUCUCGGCCACUGAAGGUUUCAGCCGCAACAACAUCAACUGCAGCGUGGAAGAAUCGCUUAUUAGAGCCCAAAGUGUCGUCAAGCGAGCCCGGGAAAAGAAUGUCCGUGUGAGAGGAUAUCUGUCUUGCGUGGUCGACUGUCCAUAUGACGGCAGAACAUCGCCAAUAGUAGUGCUCAAGAUGGCAAAGAAGAUGCUUGAGAUGGGUUGCUUCGAGAUCAGUCUUGGUGACACGACAGGAACAGCAACACCGCAAGACAUUCGUCGACUGCUUGAAGUCCUACUAAGGGAGAUACCAGCCGAUAAACUCGCAGGACACUUCCAUGACUCCUUUGGUCAAGCCAUUGCUAAUGUGAAAGAAGCCUAUCGAUUGGGUAUAAGGGCAUUCGACAGCAGUGUCGGUGGUCUUGGUGGCUGUCCAUAUAGCCCUGGAGCUAAAGGGAAUGUCGCGACAGAGGAUCUCGUAUUUUGCUUCGAGAGCAUGGGCAUUAAUACUGGAGUGGAUCUCGCCAAACUUGCCAACAUUGGUGACUGGAUAUGUCAGCAGCUUCGUGUCCCCAAUAGCAGCCAAAUUGGCUCGGCUCUGGUCGCAAGCAGUAAGUGGGCUGAGGAAGCUAAGGACACUCCCAAACAAACAUCUGCUGUUCCAUCAGAAUGGCGGCACCUAUCGCAUCUGAUAUACUGA
Molecule: messenger RNA, 993 nt
Organism: Aureobasidium melanogenum CBS 110374
Lineage: Eukaryota; Fungi; Ascomycota; Dothideomycetes; Dothideales; Saccotheciaceae
Product: aldolase
Exons: 2
Coding region: 1-993 (330 amino acids)
Biological process (GO): ketone body biosynthetic process; L-leucine catabolic process
Molecular function (GO): hydroxymethylglutaryl-CoA lyase activity
Source: RefSeq, a predicted model, not a curated record